This is a messenger RNA of Aureobasidium pullulans EXF-150, 704 nucleotides long. RefSeq names its product thioredoxin-like protein. The coding region runs from base 27 to 704 and encodes 225 amino acids. NCBI's taxonomy places the organism in Eukaryota, Fungi, Ascomycota, Dothideomycetes, Dothideales, Saccotheciaceae. The record is from RefSeq and is a predicted model, not a curated record. The transcript is spliced from 2 exons. Gene Ontology annotation, molecular function: oxidoreductase activity.
ACCAGCCUCGUAGAAUUUUCGUCAUCAUGGGUUACGAAUCCCAAAUAUCGUUUACGCUAGACACGAUUUGCCCAUGGACCUAUCUCGCUAGGCGACGACUCUCGAAAGCAUUGGCUCAAGUCCAAUCCACGGAUCCAGGAGUGACAUUUACUGUCAAAUACCUCCCCUACCAGCUAUACCCGAAUGCACCGCAAGAGGGCGAAGAUAAAUACGCUUGGUACCGCGAUGCCAGAUUCAAUGGCGACGAGGAGCACAUGCGCAAGUAUGUGGUGCUCAUGACAGCAUACGGCAAAGCAGAGGGCAUUGCGUAUAAGUUUGGUGGAAGAGUAGGAAACACAUUGCAAGCGCAUCGAGUCAUACAGCUUGUGCAAGAGACCAAGGGGCCUGCCGCAGCCGAGAAGGUGGUCGACAGCCUGUACAAGCAAUAUUUCGAGGAAGAGCAACAUCCAAGUGCCAAAGAGACAUUGCUGAGAGCUUUGAGCGAGGCAGGACUCGACGAGAAAGAAGCGAAGCAGGUUGUCGAGGACGAGCACGACGGAUUGAUGGAUGUCAAGAUGCUUAUCCGAGAGCAGGCAGGCAAUGGGGUGGAUGCAGUGCCGUACGUCGUCUUCGAGGGCAAGCGACGCGACUUUACACUCGAAGGCUGCAAAGAGGUGGAAGAAUAUGUCAAGACACUGCAGCAGGUGAUCAAAGAGAGUGGGUAA